GAUAGCCUGGAGAUUGAUUACAAGUCCGAACGAGCUGUGGGCUAGAGUAAUCCGCUACAAAUCCUUGAGGGAGACAGAUUCGGAGCUAGUAAUUCGUCGAAGUGGAAGGCUCUCAAAUCUGUGGAGAGGUGUUAUUCGGGUCUGGGAAAAAUUGAAGAAGCUUUGACCUGGACUGUCCGAAAUGGGCAAAAGGAAAUUUUUUGGAGAGAUAGAUGGCUGGGAGAUAGCGAACCCCCUCGCUACCUUUGCACCUGAUCUCUCGGCGGAUUUGCUCGACCGACCCAUCGUUGACUUCGUGCUGAAUUGUAGGUGGAACUCUCAAUUUUUGAACUUCUACUUACCGCAGCAUAUUGUUUUGCAGGUGGAGCUGCAUCCCGUGCCGCAGGAAAGCGAAGAUGACUCGCGUUGCUGGAGAUUCUCGGAAAAUGGCGAGUUCACCUUCAGAUCAACAUACGAACUAACUAAGGACGAGGACCAGCCGCAUUUUCACCAUCCCAUAUGGCGUGCCCUGUGGAAAGUACCCUCAAUGCAUCGGGUACGAACGUUCUUGUGGCUUGCGGCGCGUCCGCGUCUUCUUACUAAUGCGGAAAGACAUCGUCGCCAUCUCACUAGUAACCCGACUUGUAAGAUUUGCGGAGGACAUUCUGAAACAAUCACCCAUGUGCUCAGAGACUGCCCGUUCGAUAGAGCAACCUGGGUGGAGCUGUUAAUGGACGAGCCGGACGAGAAGUUUUUUGAACCUGACCUGCACCGCUGGCUCCACUACUACAUUACAGGUAGGAGCUCCAAUAUUGAUGCUACACUUUUUGCGAUCACGUGUUGGCUUUUGUGGAAGAACAGGAAUAGCUUAUGUUUCGAGGGGGAGUUGCAGACCUAUACCCAAAUCCAAUAUCAUUCUCUACAGCUACGGCAGCAGAUCGCUACUGCCUUUGAGAGUUUCGUCGUUGGUGAUGGGGGACACCAACAUAUUCGAUACAUCAGCUGGCAGCCACCACCACCCGACUGGGCGUGCAUGAAUACGGACGGAUCUGUUACUCACUCUCCUUCCAGCACGGCUGCAGGCGGCAUCGUGAGGGGAGGCGAUGGCCGGUUUAUCAAAGCUUUUGCGGUGAAUCUUGGGAGAGGUUCUCUAAGACUCACCUGGGAAACUAGAGCUAGGAAAGUUCUUCUACAAACCGACUCAGCAGCAGCUGUGAGCAUCAUCGAGAAGGCAACACACCAUCAUCCGCGCUACACUGCGGUUGCGGAAAUCAGAAGCUGGUUAAGUAAAGACUGACAAGUUGAGAUGAAGCACGUCUACAGAGAAGCCAAUGUUGUGGCAGAUUAUCUUGCUUCCUUAGGCCAUCUUUGGCCAAUUGGUUUUCAUGUUUUUGAUAACCCGGAUAGUACGUUAGCCUACUGGUUGUAUUAUGAUGUCAUUGGGGUUCAAACCCCUCGUGCAGUUCAUGAAUAAAGGUUGGAGCGCCCUUUAUGCGCUCCGUUUUACACACAAAAAAAAUGAUUAAUUUGUUCAAUAUGCCUAUAUGAACAUUUAUUUCAAAUAUUCUUUCGAGAUCUUGCAAAUUAUAUAUGAUGGUUCUGGAAUAUGUUUGGAAUAUGAAGCUAUAGUUAAUAAUGUAGUAUGCCUAUCAAUCCGGAAGAUUGGUGAGGGCAAUGCAUAAGUUCCUAGAGAGAUGUAUCAGGUGAGGCAAUAAGCAUUUACUUUAAUAAUUAUGGGUAGUUAGAUGAGGGAAUUAUGCUCGUGACUUCUUUUAAAUAGAGUAUGUACGAACUCAUGGUUUUAAAAGUAUUCAUAUGUACAAGCUAUUAGGAGAAGUCCACAAAUAUUGGUAGAGAAAAUAUUUGCAACUAGAUGCUGAAAAUGUGAGGAGAUUCUCUAACACAUAUUGAGACACAUGAGUUUAUAGGCCACUUACAUGAACUUUGGUUGAGAUGCACUUUACACCUAAUUAGACUUAAUGGCUAUGACCAUCAACCUUUUAUAUUAAUCUCCAAUAUAAACUUGAAUGCCAAGCGCCCUCUCUUAACUACCGCAUGGGAGGCUACACAAUUUUGAUCUACCUAUCGCCAAUUUGAUCGACCGAAUUAGUGAACGUUCUUCAAGUUUGACGCUAACAUCUUGGUCAUGACAAUCCUGUGUUCGAGUGAUACACAAUUAGGGAUGGCAAUUAGAGGUGGCAAUUUUAAUCCAAUCCACCAGUCAAUCCAUUUUAUCCAAAUCCAAUUGGAUUGGUGGAUUCAUGGAUUGGAUACAUGGAUCAUUGGCAAAUUACGGUUUAGUACCUAUAAUUUUUAUUUUUUACAUUUUGGUACCUAAAAUUUAAUUUUUUAUACGAAAAAUAUCAUUGGAAAAUUACGUUUUGGUACCUAAAUUUUUUCAGUAUGACAUUUUAGUACCUAAACUUUUUGCAUUUUACAUAUUGGUCCUUGGUUGAGGAUGUCAUUUGGAUUCAUGGAUAAUCCACCAAUCCACUUGAUCCAAUCCAUUUAAUCCAUGGAUCCACCAAUCCACCAAUCCAAUCCAUUUGCCACCUCUAAUGGCAAUUUUACUCAUGCCCAAAGGUAUUUUACUAUCCAACCCAAUUGGGUUGGGUAUGAGGGUAAAGCUUGAUGGGUUUGUACCCAUACCCAUUUACUUGGGUUGGGUAUUUAACAAAUGGAUUUGGGUUUGUACCCAUGCCCAAAUACAAAUUACAAUUUGGUACCUAAACUUAUUAGAUAAUAGAUAUACAUAUUUAGUACCUAAAUUUUUUUUUGCAUAUAAGUCCCUAAAAUAUCGAUGGAAAUUACGUUUUGGUACCUCCAUUUUUUUGGUCUUACAUUUUGGUACGUAAAAUUUUCAAGUUUUACAAAUAUGUCCAAUUUUUGUAUGUGUAGUUAAAACACACUCAAGUAAAUAGAUAUUCAUAUCCAACCCAUACCCAUUUAGAUUAUAAAAGCAAUAUUUGUACUCAUACCCAACCUAUCUACAAACGCCCAAACCCAUAUGCACUUCACCCAUACCCAACCCAUUAUUAAUGGGUUUAUUUGGGUUUGGGUAUAAUUACCCAUGGGUGGGUAAUUGCCAUCCCUGUACACAACGAACACCAAAUCAACCACAAUUAUUCUAACAAAUUUGUCUCCAAUAAUUUGUUGGAUGAAAAUCGGAUCUCUUGGAUCUCUUUAAGAGAAAUAGUCGUAAUGUCAAUGCAUGAAAUCAACUUUGGUUUUCGAA
Molecule: messenger RNA, 3214 nt
Organism: Linum trigynum
Lineage: Eukaryota; Viridiplantae; Streptophyta; Magnoliopsida; Malpighiales; Linaceae
Source: the annotation of a GenBank genome assembly